Messenger RNA from Rhincodon typus (whale shark), 2756 nucleotides. Its product is annotated as tripartite motif-containing protein 42-like. The transcript has 5 exons. Gene Ontology annotation, molecular function: ubiquitin-protein transferase activity; protein binding; zinc ion binding. Gene Ontology annotation, biological process: positive regulation of DNA-templated transcription. Lineage: Eukaryota; Metazoa; Chordata; Chondrichthyes; Orectolobiformes; Rhincodontidae. Gene Ontology annotation, cellular component: nucleoplasm; chromatin. The record is from RefSeq and is a predicted model, not a curated record. The coding region runs from base 26 to 1756 and encodes 576 amino acids.
GCCAUCAAAAUCAGUGGAAGGGUCAAUGCUUCGUUGGGACAGUGCUACCAACUAUUUUUGUUGGAAGUCUGCAUAUGAUGACAAAGAAAUUUGUUACCCAAGUAAUUCACAAGGUCUGUAUUUUAAACGCAAAAAGAAACAAUUAAAACCACCAAUAUAUGACGAACUAACUUGCCCAGUCUGUAGGAAGCUGUACUUUAAAGCGCAGUUACUGCCGUGCAAUCACAACAUAUGUGAACACUGCAUUCCAAGACAAAAGACAAUAUCCAACAGUGGUCUAAAGAAACAUGCUAUUGUCACAUGCCCAGUCUGUCUCGAGAAUCAUUAUUUUGCCAGCACUGAAAGAGUCAAAUUCCCUGAGAACUUCCUGCUCAAUGAGGUGCUAAAUAGGUUGCAAAACCGGCGCAAGAAAUCAUCAAAGAGUAAAUCAACCGGAAGACAACCUUAUUGCCAACUUUGUGAAUCGAAAAAUAAACAGAUUGCAAUCAAGAAAUGUGAAACCUGUGAUUUAAAUUUCUGCAGGGAUUGUUUAAAACAACAUGACCAAACUUACACGGACCAUAAUUUGCGCGAUCCUUCAGGUGGGGAGCCGCUAAUGAAGUGUUUCUACCAUCCUGAUUCAAACCUGUCAAUGUUUUGUUUGUCUGACAAGAUUCCAAUAUGUGAUGAAUGUAGUAAAGAAAAACACAAAGAUCAUCCAACGAGUACCUUGCAAGAGGCAUUCAAGGACCAAUCAAUUCAUCUAUUUCACAUUAUUGCAAAAUAUGGCAAAGUUAAAGAUGAAAGUGAAAAUGAUAUGCUGAGGCUGAGCAUUUUCAAAUCCAAGCUUCAAGAGAAUAGAGCUGAGUUUCAGAAGGAGGUGUCUAAUGGAUUUACACUCUUACAUGAUCAACUCAAACAGAAAGAGACCCAGGUUAAAGAAAUAUAUGAAAAUGAGUUGAAUCUUAGGAUAGCGAACAUAAACCGUUACAUGGAAGCAACAGCUAAAGAUGUGUUAGGUACGGAAGGUUUAAUCCAGUAUGCCAAGGAAGCAGUAAAGGAAAUGAAUCAGUUUGUCCUUCUGCAAACUGUUAGCCAUUUGAUAGAACAGCUGAGGAUGAAAGUGGCAGAUAUUAAUAUAUCUGGGCACAAGCUAAUGACCAGCCCCACUGAGCCAUAUAAAUUAGAUUUUGAAAACAUCUUAGCUCAAAUGAAUAAGAUUUUUUCACCAGUUACAAAAAAGUUUGAAUUGCUGAAAGACCACAAAGCAUCCCCCAUUGAUAAGAAGAAAGAAAUAAAUGUCCCUAUGGAUAGACAAGCUGAGAUUAAGGAGACAGAAAGAAUCCUGGCCCAGUCAGAGGAGUCCCAGGAAAACAGUACUGAAACUAAGCAAGAACAGAAAGAAAGUGUUGCAAGCUUUGAAAGUGAACGUGAUGCAGACAGCAAAACGUCAAAAACAAGCCAAGGAGAGACAAAUCCUGAUGUACUUGUGCCGCCAACUAUUUACCAUCAUAUUGUGCGAGGAAAUACAGCCAAGGUUUUUUGGAUGGUUCCAGAAUAUGACCUUGUGGAUUCUUUUGACGUGCAAUUGCAAGAGUUGGGUUAUAAUAAGGGACCUCCGCCGCAAGGAGGUGUAACGUUUUCCGGAAUAGAUGCCUCUUCUUUUGAGACUGAGUUGAAAGCCAAUUCUGAGACCAUCUUCAGGGUCCGUGCAAUGACUGCCUUUGGACAAAGUGAUUGGAGCUAUCCUUACAAGGUUUCCACUAAAAAGUUUUAAGUUGGAAGAGGACCAGUCCUUACUUUACUGAAGCACCCAAGGAUGAUAAACCGGGUAAUCAAACAUACUCUUCGAAACUAUUCGAUUGCUGAUCAGAUGGAACUGGACGAUAAAUGUUGCUUGAAAGUACUUUCACGUGACUUUGGUUUAUAUAUUGUAGCAUUUACAGUUAACAACUUGUGUUGGUCACAUGCAUGAAAUGUACUUUGAAAGAUCUGAAUCAAGCUGUUUGCUACAUUGAAAGAUUACAUUAACUUAAGCUCAUUCAUAUUCAGGUGGAAAAUAUGGCUGAAUGCUGACAGUCCUGCAUCUGAAUUGGAAGGUUGAGUUCAAGUCUCACUCCAAAAAUGAAAACUUAAACUAGACUGACACUUCAGAAGUGCCAUCAAUGGUUGAGCUGUUACACAAAGCCUACCCCUCAGCUGAAUUUAAAAUAUCCAAUGGCCCUCUUUGUUCAAAGAGACGGAGAGUUCUGUCUCACAUCCAGGUCAAUAUUUGUCCCUCAAACAACAGCCACUGAAAGGAAAAUUACUUUGAUAUUGCACUUCUGUUUGUAUCAGCUUGGCGUGUUCAAAUUAACUGUGAUUCUUUAAAUCCAUUCAAGGCCUUGCUGGCUAAGACAGCAUUUCUUGCCCAUCCCUAGUUGCCCUUGAGAAGGUGACGGUGAUCUGCCACCUCAAACUGCUGCAAUCCAUGUGCUACUGGUAGAUCCACAAUGCCAUUCGGGAGUUUCAGGAUUUUGACCCAGCAACACUUAAGGAAUGGCAAUUUUAUUCCAAGUUGGGUUGAUGAGCAGCUUGGAGGGGAGCUUGCAGGUGAUGCUGAUCUCCUACAUUGCAAUUUGACAAUACUUUUAAAGGUACUUCAUUGGCUGUAAAACACUUUGGUAUAUACUGAAAUUGUGACAGGUGCUACAUAAUGCAAGUUCUUUCUAUUUUACUUAAUUUUGCUUGUGGUAUUUAAAAGAAAUUAGCAUAAAUAAAAUUUGAGUCUAAUUGUU